Lotus japonicus is the source of this 2309-nucleotide messenger RNA. RefSeq lists its product as uncharacterized. Gene Ontology annotation, molecular function: protein binding. The transcript has a single exon. Gene Ontology annotation, biological process: cell surface receptor signaling pathway. The coding region runs from base 238 to 2058 and encodes 606 amino acids. The record is from RefSeq and is a predicted model, not a curated record. NCBI's taxonomy places the organism in Eukaryota, Viridiplantae, Streptophyta, Magnoliopsida, Fabales, Fabaceae.
CAAAAUUGAUAAAAAGAAAAGAAAGAGGUUACUCCUGAAUAUGUUGUAGUAAUAAGCAUAUGGAGGAGUUUCGGACAAACAUGGCUGGCAGCAGAAACAUAAGUAAGAGGAACAAAAACGCUCGCUCCGUUUCCCAACUCGGAUCGCCUGUGACUCACCGUAGACUCGUUUGACUCGCCUCCGCACAACACGCUCCGUUUCCCUCACUCCACCAUCACUUUCUCUGACACGGCGGAGAUGACGUCAUCAGAGGAGAAGCAACUCGAGGAGGAGCUUUCGUACCCGAUUCUGGUGGCGGAGCGAGUUCGCUCGGCGGUUGGGGAGGCCGACGCGUACAAGUUCGAGUGCAACGAAGUCUCCAAGCAAGUGGAUCGCCUCCUCCAAAUGCUCCGGACGCUGGUCCGUCUCGCUGCCUCGCCGUCGCUCUACGAGCGGCCCGUUCGGCGAGUAGCCGCCGAGACGUCGAAGAAUCUGGAGCGCGCUCUGACGCUCGUUCGGAAGUGCCGGCGCCGGAGCAUACUCCACCGUGUCGUGAGCAUCGUCAGCGCCACCGAGUUCCGGAAGGUGCUCGGCCACCUCGAAGCCUCCGUCGGUGACAUGCGGUGGCUUCUCAGCAUCCUGGACAACGACGGCGGUGGCGGCGGGAUUGUGGUGUCACUUCCUCCCAUUGCGAGCAACGACCCUAUUAUGUCUUGGGUAUGGUCUUUCAUUGCUUCUCUUCAAAUGGGUCAAUUGAAUGAUAGAAUUGAUGCUGCGAAUGAACUUGCUUCUCUUGCACAAGAUAAUGAUAGGAACAAGAAGAUCAUUGUUGAGGAAGGUGGGGUGGCUCCCUUGUUGAAGCUUUUCAAGGAAGCCACUUCCCCUGAGGCUCAGAUUGCGGCUGCUACUACUUUGUGCCGUUUAGGCAAUGAUUUGGAGAGGGUUAGAGUGAUUGUGAGUGAGGUUGGUGUGCCUCUUGUUGUGCAGGUGCUUGGUGAUUCUCCUAUCAGGGUUCAAACCCUGUCUGCCAAUUUGGUAGCUACCAUGGCCAAGCAUGACCCUGUUGCUCAGGAAGAUUUCGCGAGGGAGAACGCGAUUAGGCCCCUUGUCACGUUGUUGUCGUUUGAUACUGCCAUUGAUGAGCAAUCGGGUAAGCAGAGUAUUCAUUCUCUUGUUCAGAUUAAUAAGGAAAUGGGAAAGAAGUCAUCUGAUAGGUCUGUUAGUAAGCAGUUUACGAGCUCGUACUCGAGUUCUUCGUAUACCUACAGCCGGGGAGGGAACUAUAGGAAAGAUAGGGAGAAUGAGGAUCCUCAGGUGAAGCUUCAGCUCAGAAUUAGCUGUGCUGAGGCUUUGUGGAUGCUGGCGAGAGGAAGUGUGUCCAACAGUAGGAAGAUUACUGAGACCAAAGGGAUGCUUUGUUUGGCUAAGAUUAUUGAGAAGGAACAAGGAGAGCUUCAGUUUAAUUGCUUGAUGACGAUAAUGGAGAUAGCAGCUGCAGCUGAGUCCAAUGCUGACCUUCGGCGUGCUGCAUUUAAGACUAACUCCCCUGCUGCCAAAGCUGUUGUGGAACAGCUCUUGAGGAUAAUUAAGGAGGUGGACAGCCCUUCAUUGCAAAUUCCAGCAAUAAAGUCCAUUGGUUCAUUAGCUAGGACAUUUCCUGCUAGAGAGACUCGAAUGAUUGAACCUCUAGUAAUGAAGCUGAGUAAUAGAGACACAGAUGUAGCAGAUGAAGCAGCCGUUGCUCUUACCAAGUUUGCUUCUCCAGAUAAUUUCUUAUAUGUGGAGCAUUCCAAGACAAUAGUUGAAUACAAUGGUGUUCCUGCACUGAUGAGACUGCUAAGGAGUAACGAAGUUAACCAGUUACAUUUGGAUCAUGGGCUAACUCUCCUUUGCUUCUUGGCACUGCAUGCCGGCAACAGUGAGUCCUUAGAACAAGCAAGGGUGUUGACGGUUCUUGAGGGCGCAGAUAGAACAGCCGUUCCGCCGCAUCUAAGAGAAUUGGUGUCCAGGACAAUAUACCACCUCAAUUUGUACCAUACAGGAAUGAAUUCUCAAAGGAUAUCAUCAUAUUUGCCUUGAGCACAAAUUCAGCUAUUUUCUGGACCCUGUAUUUUUGUGGGUUGAUCAGUAUACUGUUGGUAGUUGCUUCUGGUCGACUCUUCUGGGAAUAAGGUGUUUAUCAUUGAAACAAAGCAUAUACUUGAGAAAAUAUAUUAGUUUUUCAGCUUAGGCAGUUUUUUCUUUAUUUCCCUCAUGAAACUAGUUACUAGUUAAUGGGGUGGUGGUUGUGCAGUAUUAAUUUAUAUUGGAUUAUUAGCUCUUCUUAGUCA